AUGCUUUCUCGGCUUCUACCAAUAACAGCAUAUGGAGCUGGAUUUGGGGUUUGGAAGUCUUACCUAAAGUUAAACUUUUCAUGUGCCAGCGAAACUAUUGAGCACGCGUUGAAGGACUUUAAGUGGACCGCGUUCCUGUGGAAAGCUCCGCCUCUCCGACUUGCUCCAAUCGAUGAACAAGAUUUAUGUGAUCUAUCAUUUUGGUUCGACAAGAUACGUCUAUCCCCACAUAGAGAAAGCCAUGGUAUGUUCGCCACUAUCGCCUGGUCUGUAUGGUAUGCUAGGAAUUUGCUGCUCUUUCAAGAUAAAGAACUAUCCCAUAUGGACUGCCUUAAUAUUACACAACGAGCUAUGUGGAAUAAAAAUACGAGUCUGGAACGAGCUCAUGCAGACCCAUCACCUACCAGCUUUAGAUGCAGUCGGAGGGGGCAAGUCAAGAUAUGGUGUGAUGCAGCGAUUUACAUACUAGUUGGAAUGGGGUUUGGUGCCAUUCUAAAGGACGGCGAUGGAAAUCUGUUGGGAAGCUGUUAUGGAUUCAUUCCGGGCGUGUUUGAUGUAGUAGAGGCGGAAGCAAAGACGGUCCUUGACGGCUGUCGUUUUUGUGUGGAGAACAACUUGGGGGAUGUUAUUAUCAAGACCGACAGCCAGAUCCUCUAUUGA
Molecule: messenger RNA, 660 nt
Organism: Salvia miltiorrhiza (redroot sage)
Lineage: Eukaryota; Viridiplantae; Streptophyta; Magnoliopsida; Lamiales; Lamiaceae
Exons: 2
Coding region: 1-660 (219 amino acids)
Molecular function (GO): RNA-DNA hybrid ribonuclease activity; nucleic acid binding
Source: RefSeq, a predicted model, not a curated record